AUGCUCAUUAGUUUUCUCAUCUUCACUCAAUAUCUGCCAGCCGUCUGUGCCAUGCGUCGGGGUCAGUCAGCGCAGCGCUCUCCCGAUGAACACAGACCAGAAGAGAGUCCAAUUAAGAGUCUCGCCAGAAAUCCCAGUCUUGAGCUCGACUUGAUGUGUGGACCGCACCCCUUCGAUCUCCUACUAGCUGGAGUUCUACGUAGACUGCGAGAAAUUUCCGUGGAAAAUAGCCUAGUGAUUUCCAACACCAUGACUUCCCUGUAUCGCACUCAACCCAGCUUCUACGCUUUUGUUAUGAAAUGCACCUCAGCUUGGAAUCGGUGUCAAAGAGAACAGUUGGAGAACCGGCUUCUGCAGCAACUGAGUGUAACAGAAUCAAAUCGGCCAACGCAAUCCAAUGAUUGGAAAAUACUUUGCGGAACGGGUCUAAGUUUGUAA
Dibothriocephalus latus is the source of this 438-nucleotide messenger RNA. NCBI's taxonomy places the organism in Eukaryota, Metazoa, Platyhelminthes, Cestoda, Diphyllobothriidea, Diphyllobothriidae. The record is from the annotation of a GenBank genome assembly.